GCGACCCCUUUUAGAGCGGGCCUCAGCCCUAACUCGUGACCUCGUGCAGACUUCACUUCAAAGGUUCCGUCCUCUCCCGCUUUCUUUGGUCAGCCUUCAUUGUGCUUCUUCAAACCCUAGAUUUUGCCUUCCUCUCCAACAAUGAAGCUUGUCAGGUUUUUAAUGAAGUUGAACAACGAGACCGUGUCAAUUGAGCUUAAGAAUGGAACUGUUGUUCACGGCACCAUUACAGGCGUGGAUAUUAGCAUGAAUACUCACUUGAAGACUGUGAAACUAACAUUGAAGGGGAAAAAUCCAGUAACUUUAGAUCAUCUCAGUGUGAGGGGUAACAAUAUCCGAUAUUAUAUUCUUCCUGACAGCUUGAAUCUUGAGACUUUGUUGGUUGAAGAGACACCAAGGGUCAAACCUAAGAAGCCAACUGCUGGGAGGCCUUUGGGGCGUGGUCGGGGCCGUGGACGCGGUCGUGGACGUGGUCGAGGCCGCUAGUUGGGUUGCACUCAUUCUAAUUUUUGUGGCGUCUAGUUAUGUAAACACCUAUGUUGUAAGGAGAAUUUGUUGGUGAAGUCCGGAGCAUGAAGAGAAUGUUAUUGCUAUUAUUUUUACCCGGUGUGCCGUAGGCUAACUUGCGGAUUCUGAGAUAUCUCAUGAUGUGAUUGCACUGAGUGAUUAGAUGAUCUUCCAAUCCUAAAUGGACAAAUUUCAAACUGCUAGCAUAAUCAGCCUGAAAUUUUAAUUUGGUUAGAUGA
This is a messenger RNA of Hevea brasiliensis (rubber tree), 746 nucleotides long. RefSeq names its product small nuclear ribonucleoprotein SmD1a. Gene Ontology annotation, biological process: RNA processing; spliceosomal snRNP assembly. The transcript has 4 exons. The coding region runs from base 142 to 486 and encodes 114 amino acids. Gene Ontology annotation, molecular function: RNA binding. The record is from RefSeq and is a predicted model, not a curated record. Lineage: Eukaryota; Viridiplantae; Streptophyta; Magnoliopsida; Malpighiales; Euphorbiaceae. Gene Ontology annotation, cellular component: U1 snRNP; U12-type spliceosomal complex; commitment complex.